This is a messenger RNA of Magallana angulata, 1144 nucleotides long. Its product is annotated as proteasome subunit alpha type-1-like. Gene Ontology annotation, biological process: ubiquitin-dependent protein catabolic process. Lineage: Eukaryota; Metazoa; Mollusca; Bivalvia; Ostreida; Ostreidae. Bases 112 to 954 code for a protein of 280 amino acids. Gene Ontology annotation, cellular component: proteasome core complex; proteasome core complex, alpha-subunit complex; nucleus. The record is from RefSeq and is a predicted model, not a curated record. The transcript is spliced from 11 exons.
AUUCUCCGACUACAUUUCGUACGAUUGAUUAAUGUAGCUCUUUGGUGUUUGAAGGAAACAUUGGUACUCAAAAAAAUUUACACAGUCACCUGUCGCCGGCAACAUCAAAUAAUGUUUCGAAACCAGUAUGACAAUGAUGUCACAGUUUGGAGCCCUCAGGGCCGCAUUCAUCAGAUUGAGUAUGCCAUGGAGGCUGUCAAACAAGGAUCUGCUACAGUGGGCCUCAAGUCCAAAUCUCACGCUAUCCUGGUGGCCUUAAAGAGAGCAUCUUCAGAGUUAGCUGCACAUCAGAAAAAGAUUAUUCCAAUCGAUGACCAUAUUGGUGUCUCCAUAGCGGGUCUAACAGCUGAUGCCAGGCUCCUCAGUAACUUCAUGAGAUCAGAGUGCUUGAACUCCAGAUAUGCUUACGAUUCUCCUCUGCCAGUUUCUAGACUUGUGUCAGCAGUUGGAAACAAAUCACAAAUUCCCACACAGAGGUACGGCCGACGGCCAUUCGGAGUAGGCUUGUUGGUUGCUGGAUAUGAUGAUCAAGGACCCCACAUUUACCAGACCUGUCCCUCUGCCAACUACUACGACUGUAAGGCGAUGGCCAUUGGCGCCCGGUCACAGUCGGCAAGGACGUACGUGGAGAAACACCUGGACAAAUUCUUAGAGUGUUCAUUAGAUGAGUUGAUAAAACAUGGACUGAGAGCUCUCAGGGAAACUCUGCCACAAGAAGUGGAACUCACAACAAAGAACUGUUCUCUAGGAAUUGUUGGAAAAGAUAUGGAAUUCACCAUUUAUGACGAUGACGAUGUUCAAAAAUAUUUGGCGAUGAUUGAGGGAGAAGAAAGGUCAAGGGCAGCCCCUCCAGCUGAUCAGGCUGCUAUGGACACUCAAGAAGGGGAGGGACAACAACCCCCCGACCCCCAGCCCGCAGACCCUGCAGUAGAGGAACAGGGCAUGGAGCACUGACCAUGACAUGCUUCAUCAUCAUUCUGUGACAUCUCACUUCCAAAAACUCAACCUAAUGAAAAUAGUGCUAUCACCGUGUCUCGUAUUUUCUUAAUUUGCAAAUGAUUGUAAAAGACUUUGUAAACUUUACAUAAACUUGUGCUGAACCACAGUUUUGUGAAAUAAAUUAGUAAUGUAUGAAAAAGAAAAA